Messenger RNA from Drosophila busckii, 1088 nucleotides. RefSeq lists its product as uncharacterized. NCBI's taxonomy places the organism in Eukaryota, Metazoa, Arthropoda, Insecta, Diptera, Drosophilidae. The record is from RefSeq and is a predicted model, not a curated record. The coding region runs from base 75 to 998 and encodes 307 amino acids. The transcript has a single exon.
UCUCCAUUUCGGCUUCGUUUAGGCAAUGUCAAAAUUUUAACUCCUGGCAUUCUAAAUUCUGUACAAACUGAAACAUGCUCAGACUCGCGAUCGCGUGUGCCGGGCGACAAGUGCUAGCCCCACAAGGACUAUCACUCCAAGCAAGGGCGGCAUUCCAUUGCUCUAGCAUGGUAUAUAAAAAGAAGCGAGAUGAGCCGGACUGUCCAGAAUCUAAAACUGUCGAGUGCCGUACGCUUAAGUCCAGAAUAUGCAGCCCAACGGACCCUCCCGUACGGCCUUGCAGUGAAGAUGACUGCAUUCCAGAAUCGAAAGUGUCUUGUUGCGUGAAUUCGCGCAUUGCGAAAAGUCCUUGCGAAGAGUCGCGCAAGAGCUCAGAGUUUGUGAAGAAGGAAGAGACCUGGGUUAGCAUGUGGGAGUCGUAUACUGAUGCACAGAAGAAAGCGCAUGCUUCCAAAUGGGGCUAUCCGCCGGAGUGCUGUCCUACGUGCGACGAUGUGCGCUUCGAUGUGCUUUAUUAUCGACCUUCCAACAAGUGCCGUAAAUAUCAGCGCACCUGGUGGGAGUGUUGUCCUCGCAUGGUGCCCAAGCGGGUUUGCUGCUGGUGCGAUGCCCUGCCGCCUGAGCCACAGCGUCGUUGUCUGCCGCUCUGUCCACGCUCGGCCUGCUCCAGUGAGCAUGAGAAGAAACGCAUGGCUUGCAUCAAUAAAAAGUCAAAUGGUUGCAUGCGUUUACUUAUGCCUUGCUGUCGGGCCGCUCGUAUUCCGCCCCGUUGCACAUUUACACGUCCCAGAACGGUCUGUGUCAAACCGAAUUGUCCCUUCCCGAGCUUCUCGGAGUGCAUCAGGGAUCCGUUCCCGGACGAACCCAAUCGCGAGUGUGACUGCCUUACUGGUAAAUUCCAAUGCCUUCAGUUUGAUUAUCUAAAGAGAAUGCAAAAGAAUCGAACCAAAUUUUGCCCAUGUCCCGAUUGCCCAGAACCCCGUUCUUCAGACUACUAGCGUACAAUUUACAGACUAACGUAAAUAGUGCGAUAGUGUUCUGAAGAACGAGAGAUCUAUAGAUAAUAGUUUAAAUAAAGUUUUAUAUUG